Messenger RNA from Aplosporella prunicola CBS 121167, 1799 nucleotides. RefSeq lists its product as uncharacterized. The record is from RefSeq and is a predicted model, not a curated record. Gene Ontology annotation, molecular function: heme binding; oxidoreductase activity. Lineage: Eukaryota; Fungi; Ascomycota; Dothideomycetes; Botryosphaeriales; Aplosporellaceae. Bases 144 to 1670 code for a protein of 508 amino acids. The transcript is spliced from 4 exons.
CAGCCUCGAGCUCUCCAUCCCCAACCACCUAUAUCUUUAUUUCCCCGUAACUGCAGCGCUCUGUUUGUCGCGUCAAAUCACGAGAGCUUUCGUCCAGUUUCUACGCGUUUAUACCCCAUUGACCAGCCCUACACUUAGACAGAAUGGCCAAAGUCUUUAGCUAUGACGAAGUGUCGAAGCACAACACCCCAGAAAGUUGUUGGGUGGUCCUCUACGGCCAUGUAUACGACGUCUCUUCCUUUCUGUCUGAGCACCCUGGCGGUUCGAAGAUAAUACUACAGCUCGCCGGCACGGACGCGACCGAGGAAUACGACCCCAUCCACCCGCCGGGAAUACUGGAGGAGUCGCUGCCAGCAGAAGCCAAGCUCGGCAAAAUCGACGAGGCGACGUUGCCCGCAGCGGAGAAGGCACCUGCAGAAGACGCGGCCGAGCCGGAGGGUCCUCCGCCGCUGGAAGACAUGCUGAACCUCGACGAUUUAGAAGACGCGGCGACCAAGCAGAUCAGUCGCAAGGCAUGGGCAUACUAUUUCUCCGCCAGCGACGACCUGGUGUCCAAGUCGCUAAACAAUACCGUCUACCGCAAUAUCCUUUUGCGCCCGCGCGUCUUCGUUGACUGCACGAACUGCGACACCUCAACGACGCUCCUCGGUCACAAGGUUAAUGUGCCCUUCUACGUUUCUCCGGCAGCAAUGGCGCGCCUCGCACACCCUGACGGCGAGUGGGGCAUUGCGCAAGCAUGCGCCCAGUACGGCGGGAUGCAAGUUGUCAGUAACAACGCAUCAAUGACCCCCGAGCAGAUCAUUGCGGACGCGAAACCAGACCAAAUGUUUGGGUGGCAGCUGUAUGUGCAAACGGAGCGAAAGAAGAGCGAAGCCAUGCUAGCGCGCAUCAACAAACUUAAGGCCUUUAAGUUUAUCUGCUUGACGCUGGACGCGCCGGUGCCGGGCAAACGCGAGCACGACGAAAAGAACAAGAAUGUCGGCUCAAACCUUCCCGUCCGUUCCGGUGUCCAACAAGGCUCCGCCUCCACCACCGGAACGGAUCCGAAGGCUGCCUCGGCAGGCGACGCAAAGGAGGGAGGAUCGAGCGGCGGUGUCGGAAAGAGCUUGUUUGUUGGCACGGCGCCAGAUCUCACUUGGAAGACGACACUGCCUUGGCUGGCGAAGCACACGGAGCUGCCGAUUGUGCUGAAGGGUGUCCAGACACACGAAGACGCAUACUUGGCUUCGCUGCAUGCGCCUCAGAUCAAGGCCAUCAUCCUUUCAAACCACGGUGGGCGGGCAAUGGACACGGCACCGCCGGCUGUGCACACGCUGCUUGAGAUUCGGAAGUACUGCCCUGAGGUAUUUGACCGUAUUGAGGUAUGGGUAGACGGCGGAAUCAAGCGUGGUACAGACGUUGUGAAGGCGCUCUGCCUUGGUGCGAAGGCUGUGGGCCUUGGCAGAGCGGCACUGUACGGACUCGGUGCGGGGGGCAAAGAGGGCGUUGCGAGGACGCUUGAGAUUCUCAAGGCAGAAGUUGAAACGGCAAUGCGGUUGUUGGGAGUGGAGAAAGUCGAGGAUCUGGGCUUGCAACACAUCAAUGCGCGGCAGGUAGAGCGGGACAUAUACGACGGCCCCGACCAUUCGGCGAGGCCGGCACUGUGGGCCAAGGUGAAGGCCAGGUUGUAGGUGACGGAUAUAGCAUUUGUCAUCUCUCUCGGAAGCAGCGUCGUCAUAUGAUGGAGAUAGCUAGUAAAAACCCACCGUUGUACAUCCGAAGCGUCCGUGAUGCGCACACCCAUGGGCGAGCGUUGGCCG